Molecule: messenger RNA, 1386 nt
Organism: Sclerotinia trifoliorum
Lineage: Eukaryota; Fungi; Ascomycota; Leotiomycetes; Helotiales; Sclerotiniaceae
Source: the annotation of a GenBank genome assembly
AUGUUAUUCAUUUUAGCCGCUUUAGCCGUUACAGCAGCCGCUCAAGGCCUCAACAGAACCUGUCCAGUACCAUUAUCACAGCAGCGCACGAAUCUCACUACAAUUGGACUAUGUUCUGCGGAUUUGGAUGUCAUCGGUCCAGAAUUGCAAGCUGUUCAUGAGUAUGUGCGUGCUCCUACUGGAUUGGCUGUAGAUUUGGAUGCCAAUCUUUUCUUCACCUAUGCACGCAAUAUGGAACCACAAAACUGGACUCUCACAAAGGCCACUGGGUUCAAUAGUGAGGCACCUUGGCCAUCUGCAGAAUGGUAAAACUGUGCUGCUGGUCAAAAUGCAUCAGAAUGCUUUAUUAAUGUUCAAAAUGUGGUUUUGGAUGCGGAGGGUGUGUUUUGGGUUAUUGAUAGUGGAGUUCCCAAUGGAGCGUACGUUGAUAUUUCUGUUUUUGUUUCUUCGAUGAGGAGUCUGAUAGUAGGACUUUCUGAUUCAAGAAUAUCAGCUGACUUAUUCAAAGUGCCCAACCAACUCCAUACGGAGCCAAGGUCAUCUCAUUCAACUACACUACUGCAGAGGUAAUCCGCACCUACAUAUACCCACCUGAGCUCUACAAUGUCAAGCUCCAAUUGAACGACAUCAAGAUCAACAAUACUCUUGGAUAUGCAUUCAUCACUGAAGACUCAGCAUACGGGUCCAUCUCAACCAUCAACUUGAAGACAGGAGCAACCGUCAGACACAUCUUUAACAGCAGUUUCACUACCCCCGAUCCAAACUUCAUUUCCAUGUACAAUGGAGACGUCAUCAGAAACUGGUCCGGUACUAAAUCUUCUGUUCUCAACUCUGGAACUAACGGCAUUGCAUUAACCGGAGGCAAUGUAUACUGGGGAGUUAAGGCUUCCAACCACUGGUAUUAUGCUCCUCAAGAAGCAUUUACCUCCAACUUGAACGAUGCAGAAAUCGAAGCUGUAAUUCAAAAUCCAGGAAACUUUCCUUCUGAGCAAGCGGGUUUCACUGCUGAUGACCGCGGCCGAGUAUAUAUUUGUGCUUCUGCUGUUGGUAUUCUUUUACUCUGCUCUUUUUUCUCGGAUUACUAACAACAAAACUUAGCAAAAUGCAAUCCUAUAUGCCGAUACCCAACAAUCUGAAGUCACCGAUGAGAUUAACGGCGUCCCAGCCGGUGGCUCCGGAAUGGUAGCAGCCGCAAACUAUAACCUCAAGUCACUUGUUCGUGGUGGUCAGCUCCAGGCUGCAGACACUAUGGCUAUCUUGGAUGGAUGGUUAUACUUUACUACCAACCAACAAGGACUUGCUCCUGGUAGACAGUACAAGAAUAUUGAUAAGCGAAGAGGUCCUUUCAGAAGUUACCGUGUUUGGAUUGGUAGAGGUCCUGCUUAA